GGAGUGGUCUGCUUUCUUUGUCUCACUUUCUUCUUUCUCUUCUUGUACGAUUCCUUCUCUGAGUCCCACCCCUCCUCACUGUUAGAAAGAAGACCUAUUUGCUGGUCAUAAUCAUCCAAGACAGCAACAUCAGGCAAGGAUCUAUUCUCUAGAAAACAGCAUUUGUCCUUCACUGCAUCCCCUGCAUUUACCAAGACAGAGCAAACCAUGUUCUUCAGAUUGUGGUGGUUUUUAUUUCUAAUGGACCACCAUGCUUUUGUGGCACAAAACACCAAUGAAGAAAAGAGAAGUGGAGUAAGAAAACACAAACCAAAGCCUUUCUUGUCAAAUGCAGUAGAAAAAUAUCCAAGUUCAAGUGACCAAGAUGAAGACUGUAUUCUGGAAAUGGCUUUCCUCCUGGACAGUUCAGAGAGUGCCAAGAAUUUCAACCAUGAACAGCAGAAAAAGUUUGUUUUGGAAACAGUGAAUAGAAUGAAUGGACUGCAACUCAGCUCCAAUCGCCAUCUGAGCUGGAGGAUUGCUCUGAUUCAAUAUAGCAGCACUGUUCUCAUAGAGCAAACAUUCAAAGAUUGGAAGGGCCCGGAUGCUUUUAAGUCCCGUAUUGCUCCCAUAACCUACAUUGGCCAUGGCACCUACACCACUUAUGCCAUCACCAAUCUCACACAGCUGUAUAUGACUGAAGGAACGCAUGGUAGUGUUAAAGUAGCUAUCCUUUUGACUGAUGGUGUGGACCAUCCAAGGAACCCUGAUAUUUUCUCAGCUACAGCUGAUGCUAAGCAUCAAGGUAUUGUGUUCUUCACAGUGGGAAUGACCAGAGUGGCUGAGGAGGUGGCCAACGCUGCCAAGCUCCGGCUCCUAGCCAGUGUUCCAGCAUCCAGGUUUGUCUUCAAUCUGCAGGAGACAGGAGUUGCGGAGAAAAUUCUCAAAGAAAUGAAAGUUCUGGUAGAAGAAGGGUGUCCCCAGCCUCCAAUAUGUAACUGUGAAAAAGGAGAAAGGGGUCUUCCUGGCCCUGCUGGUAAAAAGGGCCGUCCUGGUGAUGAUGGAGCUUCUGGACCAAAAGGAGUAAAGGGAGAAUCAGGUCUAAAUGGAAUUCCAGGAAGAGAUGGAAUUGAGGGAAAGUCUGGAUACAAAGGAGAAAAGGGUGAAAGAGGUGAAUGCGGAACUCCAGGAAUAAAAGGUGACAGAGGUCCAGAAGGUCCGGGUGGACCAAGAGGUCUCCGAGGUUUGCAGGGUCCCCAAGGUCUGCCUGGAGAUCAAGGGCCUGAAGGAGUGCAGGGAUCAAAGGGUGAAAGAGGCCUGCCUGGUCCUCCUGGAUUGACUGGAGAAACUGGAAUAGGAUUGCCUGGCCCAAAGGGUGACAUUGGUUUGACAGGAAGACCAGGUCCUGUUGGUCCACCAGGAGUUGGAGAACCAGGUUUACCGGGACCUCAAGGACCACAAGGUAUUCAAGGAGAAAGAGGUUCACUGGGUGAAGGGCUUCCAGGACCAAAAGGAGAUCGGGGCUUUGAUGGUCCCAAGGGACCCCGGGGACAACCAGGCAUAGGCAUCAAGGGUGAAAAGGGUGAAAUUGGUCCCCCUGGUUUGCCUGGACCUAUUGGAUUACCUGGGAUUGGAAUUCAAGGGGAAAAGGGAGUAGAAGGCCCCAAAGGACCACCAGGGCCAAGAGGACCAGCGGGACAAGGAGUACCUGGACCAAAAGGUGAUCAAGGCUUGCCUGGUGAGACUGGAGGCCCUGGAGAAAGAGGUCUUGGAGAACCUGGUGCAAAGGGGGAACCCGGUUCUUCAGGACUGGCAGGAUUGCCUGGCCUUCCAGGAGAAGAUGGAGCACCUGGACAAAAGGGAGAGCCAGGUUUACCUGGGCUCCGUGGUCCAGAAGGUGCACCAGGGAUUGGAAUACAGGGUGAAAAGGGUGAUCAAGGCCAAAGAGGUAUACGUGGGUUAUCGGGACCAACUGGAAUACCUGGACCAGCAGGGGCUAAGGGUGAACCUGGUGUGCCAGGCCGCCUCGGAAUGCCAGGUCUACCAGGACGAGCCAUUACGGGACCCAAGGGUGAUAUUGGAUUGCCUGGACCGCCUGGACCAAUUGGGGAACAAGGCAUAGGCAUUCCAGGGCCUAAGGGUGACCGUGGACAACCAGGACCACUGGGACCAUUUGGACCUAAAGGAGAUGGACAUCCAGGCCCACCUGGUCUUCCGGGUCUUCCAGGAGUGCCUGGGGAGCAAGGCCCUGAAGGGAUUGGAUUACCUGGACCAAAGGGUGAUCCAGGUGUCAGAGGACCAGCUGGUCUCCCAGGACCCCCUGGGGAAGGCCUUCCAGGACCCAAAGGCAAUAUUGGGAGGCAAGGACCACCUGGAGCCUUGGGACCCCCAGGUGAAGGUAUCCAAGGACCAAAGGGUGAGCAGGGAAUUCAAGGAAUGCCAGGACCCCGAGGGCCUCCAGGAGAAGGGCUUCUUGGACCAAAGGGUGACCGUGGAUCUGCAGGGGAAAGAGGAAGAAAAGGCGAGAAAGGAAACACGGGUGAUCCUGGUUCAACUGGAGAUCCUGGAAAAACUGGACCAAAGGGAGAUCAAGGCCUUACAAGAGAAGAUAUCAUUAAAUUAAUUAAGGAGAUUUGCGGCUGCGGCAUUAAAUGCAAGGAGAUACCUAUGGAGCUUGUGUUUGUGAUUGACAGUUCUGAAAGUGUUGGCCCAGAAAAUUUUGAAAUAAUCAAAGACUUUGUUACUGCUCUAGUAGACCGAGUAACUGUAGGGAGAAAUGCCACCCGAAUUGGGCUAGUCCUCUACAGUCUGGAGGUUCGACUUGAAUUUGGGCUUAACAGGUAUACAACUCAGCAGGAUGUAAAACAAGCUAUCAGAAAAAUGUUAUAUAUGGGAGAAGGCACUUACACAGGAACCGCCAUCCGCAAAGCAACCCAGGAAGGAUUUUUUGGGGCUCGGACUGGCGUGAGGAAGGUUGCCAUAGUCCUCACCGAUGGCCAAGCAGAUAAGAGGGAAGCUGUUAAACUGGAUAUUGCUGUUCGAGAAGCUCAUGCAGCCAAUAUUGAAAUGUAUGCCAUUGGAAUUGUAAACACUUCAGACCCAACACAAGUUGAAUUUUUGCGUGAACUGAAUCUCAUUGCAUCUGACCCUGACAGAGAACAUAUGUACCUCAUUGAUGAUUUUAAUACUCUUCCAGCAUUGGAAUCCAAACUAGUUAACCAGUUUUGUGAAGAUGAACAUGGUGCCUUAAUAUAUAACCGAGUUGGAAAUGGAGGAAACAUGAAUGGGCCAUCUAUUCACUCAGUCUCGUCUCGUUCUUCCCAAUACAUUCUACAUACUAACAAUCAUAAUGGAUAUGCAGUAUGGUCAAAUGGAUAUGAAACAUCUAUGAAAGAGAAUUCCAUAAAUCCUGGCCAGCCUUCUCAAACAUCAAUUCCGGACAAAGAAUCGCCUGGGAUAAUUAAUGAGAACUAUGAAGUGGGAUCAGAUGGAGAAAAUCUCCCAUUCUUGUCUCCAAUUAAUAGCAAAGUAGUUACAUCAGCAAUGCCAUUGUCUUCAACAUCUUCGCCGCCACCACCUUUGCCAUCUCUAACAAUAGAAAAGAUGCUUUCACCAUCUCAUUUAUCAACUUCUUCCACGGCACCUACGCAAAAGCCAGGUCAUUCCAUAGAUCCAGAAAAUAUCUUGAGUCCUCCACAGUGUAAGUUAAGAUUAGAUCAAGGAUCAUGCCGUGUUUAUAUAAUAAAAUGGUAUUAUGACAAGCAAGCCAAUUCCUGUGCUCAGUUUUGGUAUGGUGGCUGUGAUGGAAAUGAGAAUCGUUUUGAAACUGAAGAAGAAUGCAAAAAGACCUGUGUAUUUUUCUCUGGAGGUGUCUGAAGGAUAUUAACAGAAAUACCUAUCAGCCUGAAUUCCACAGGACUCCUUUUG
Messenger RNA from Anolis sagrei ordinatus, 3906 nucleotides. Lineage: Eukaryota; Metazoa; Chordata; Lepidosauria; Squamata; Anolidae. The record is from RefSeq and is a predicted model, not a curated record.